Pediculus humanus corporis (human body louse) is the source of this 4326-nucleotide messenger RNA. Its product is annotated as dual oxidase 1 precursor, putative. The transcript is spliced from 22 exons. The record is from RefSeq and is a predicted model, not a curated record. Gene Ontology annotation, biological process: response to oxidative stress; superoxide anion generation; defense response. The coding region runs from base 1 to 4326 and encodes 1441 amino acids. Gene Ontology annotation, molecular function: superoxide-generating NAD(P)H oxidase activity; heme binding; calcium ion binding. NCBI's taxonomy places the organism in Eukaryota, Metazoa, Arthropoda, Insecta, Psocodea, Pediculidae. Gene Ontology annotation, cellular component: NADPH oxidase complex; plasma membrane.
AUGAUGGCUGGAAAAGAUAGACCGAGUCCAAGAAAAUUAAGUCAGAUUUUUAUGAAAGGAGAAGAUGGUUUGGGUUCGGCUAAAAAUCGUACGGCCAUGUUUGCUUUUUUCGGCAAGUUUUUCUUUUCGGAAGUAUUAAUGGCGUCGGAAAGCGGAUGUCCUAUCGAAGUUUACAAAAUAGAAAUAGAAAAAUGUGAUGAAAUGUACGAUGAUCAGUGUCAGGGUAACAAAUAUAUACCUUUUCACAGGGCGGCUUACGACACGGAAACGGGUCAGAGUCCCAACAAUCCAAGACAACAGUUGAAUCGAAUCACUUCAUGGAUCGAUGGAAGUUUUAUUUAUUCGACAUCUGAAGCUUGGGCAAACACCAUGAGAUCAUUUAAAAAUGGAAAACUUAUGGCCGAUGCAAGCGGAAAACUUCCCAUUCGUAAUACAAUGAGAGUUCCUUUAUUUAACAAUCCAGCUCCACACGUUCUCAGAAUGAUGAAUCCUGAAAGAUUAUUUUUAUUGGGGGAUCCGAGAACAAAUCAAAAUCCGGCUCUUUUAUCAUUUGGUAUACUUUUUUUCCGAUGGCACAACGUCAUAGCUGACAGGAUACAAAAAAAACAUCCUGAAUGGUCUGACGAACAAGUUUUUCAUAAUGCCAGACGCUACGUUAUAGCUAGUUUACAAAAUAUUAUAUAUUACGAAUAUUUACCGGCACUUUUAGAAGAAAAUUUACCUCCUUAUAAAGGUUAUCAACCGGAUAUACAUCCAGGUAUAAGUCACGUUUUUCAAGCGGCUGCUUUCAGGUUCGGUCACACAAUGAUCCCACCCGGUAUCUAUAGAAGAAAUGGAAAAUGCGAAUUUCAAAAUACAAGAAUGGGAUAUAAAGGUAUAAGGUUGUGUUCGACAUGGUGGGAUUCUACCGGUUUCCUAAUUGAGAGUUCCCUGGAAAAUUUAUUAAUGGGAAUGUCAUCGCAAAUAGCUGAAAGGGAGGAUACGGUUUUAUGUUCAGAUGUUAGAAACAAAUUAUUCGGUCCAAUGGAAUUUUCAAGGAGAGAUCUUGGAGCAUUAAACAUAAUGAGAGGAAGAGAUAACGGUCUUCCAGAUUAUAACACGGUUAGAAAAUAUUUUCACUUGCAGCCAAUAGAACAAUGGAUCGAUAUCAAUCCAGAUUUGUUUAAUCAAAAGCCAGAACUUUUAGGACAAAUUUCUGCCGCUUACAACAAUAAAUUAAAUAACAUUGAUUUAUACAUAGGGGGCAUGCUAGAAUCGAAAAAUGGUCCGGGAGAACUUUUCGCGACGAUAAUUAAAGAACAAUUUAUUAGAAUUCGAGAUGCUGAUAGAUUCUGGUUCGAAAAUACUGAAAACGGAAUUUACACGGAGGAAGAAAUCGAAGAAAUUCGAAAAAUCACACUGUGGGACGUUAUAGUAAAUGCAACGGAUGUCGAACCGGGAGAAAUUCAAAAAAAUUUAUUCUUUUGGAUGGACGGUGAUCCUUGUCCACAACCCUAUCAACUCAAUACGUCGUUGUUAGAGCCUUGCAGGUACCUUCAGGGCUAUGAUUAUUUCGAAGGAAGCGAAGUCGCUUACAUAUAUGCUUGUAUAUUUUUAUGUUUUGUUCCUUUGGUUUGCGCCGCUGCGGGUUACGGUGUCGUUAAAUUACAAAAUAAAAGACGAAGGCAGUUAAAAAUCAGACAAGAAGAUUUACGAAAAACUGGUAAUCAUAAAAUAAGUGUAGAUAAAAUGACAGUUCGCGAAUGGUUACACGCCAAUCAUUUAAGGCUAGUGAAAGUUAGAUUCGGGCCAGAAGAAGCUAUUCAUACAGUAGAUAGAAAAGGUGAAAAGCUUCGAAGUGUAAAUUUUUCAAGUAUGGAAAAUUUGACUGUCGAAGAAUCUCAAUGUACAGAUUCAUACAGUAAAAAAAGACUGCCAUUGGUAUUGAUAAGAGUGCCAAGAGACCACGAUUUAGUGUUAGAAUUCGAUUCAUUAUCAUCGAGAAGAAAAUUUCUUUCCAAAUUAGAAAUGUUUCUCGCAUCUCAUAAAAAACGAUUGAUAACGACUCAGGGGAUAAGAGAAGUUAUGUUGGCUAAUGCUGAAACAAGAGAAAGAAGACAAAAACGUUUGGAACAUUUUUUUAGAGAAGCUUAUGCUUUGACAUUCGGUUUGAGACCUGGUGAAAAAAGAAGGCCGUCUCAUUACGAAGAUGAAGGUGAAGGAGGUCAAAUAGUUACAGUCAUGAGAACAUCUUUAUCAAAAAGUGAAUUUGCAAGCGCUUUGGGUAUGAAACCCGAUGCAAUAUUUGUUAAGAAAAUGUUUAACAUCGUCGAUAAAGAUGGCGACGGUAGAAUUUCUUUUCAGGAAUUUUUAGAUACGGUUGUAUUAUUUUCGAGGGGAAAAACAGAAGACAAAUUAAGAAUUAUUUUCGACAUGUGUGACAAUGAUAGAAACGGUGUCAUUGACAAAGAAGAAUUUUCCGAAAUGUUAAGAUCGUUGGUUGAAAUAGCAAGAACUACUAGUUUGUCUGAUGAACACGUGACGGAACUCAUCGAUGGAAUGUUUCACGAUGCCGGAUUAGAACAUAAAAAUUUUUUAACAUAUAAUGAUUUUAAAUUAAUGAUGAAAGAAUACAAAGGUGAUUUUGUUGCCAUCGGUCUUGAUUGUAAGGGAGCCAAGCAAAACUUUUUGGAUACUUCAACAAAUGUUGCAAGAAUGACGAGUUUUGCAAUAAUGCCAAAUCAAGAUUCACAUAGGAAUUGGUUACAGAGAAAACUAGACUGCGUAAUGACAUUUUUAGAAGAAAAUCGACAAAAUAUAUUUUAUUUGUUUGUUUUUUACGUUAUAACAAUUGUAUUAUUCGUCGAACGAUUUAUACAUUAUUCAUUCAUGACAGAGCAUACAGACUUGAGGCAUAUUAUGGGAGUUGGAAUAGCCAUAACGAGAGGAUCCGCAGCCUCUUUAUCCUUUUGCUACAGCCUUUUACUCCUGACGAUGUCGCGUAAUUUGUUAACGAAAUUAAAAGAAUUUAGUAUACAACAGUACAUUCCAUUGGAUGCUCACAUACAAUUUCAUAAAAUCGUCGCGUGCACGGCAGCAUUUUUUUCCCUUUUGCACACUGUCGGACACAUAGUCAAUUUUUAUCACGUUUCUACUCAACCCCUGGAUAAUUUAAAAUGUUUAACGAGUGAAGUUUUAUUUCCGUCCGAUUAUAAACCUGGAAUAAGUUUUUGGUUAUUUCAAACGAUAACAGGUAUCACCGGAGUUCUUCUUUUUAUAGUCAUGGUUAUUAUAUUUGUAUUUGCUCAUCCUUUAAUUAGAAAAAGGGCAUAUAAUUUUUUUUGGUCCACUCAUAGUCUUUACAUUGUUUUAUAUGCUUUGUGUUUGGUUCACGGUUUGGCAAGAUUAACCGGAGCACCAAGAUUUUGGUUAUUUUUUAUCGGUCCUGGAACUGUGUACAUGUUGGAUAAGGUUGUAAGUUUUAGAACGAAAUACAUGACGUUGGAUAUUUUAGAAACGGAAUUAUUACCUUCGGAUGUAAUUAAAAUAAAAUUUUAUCGGCCGCCAAAUUUUAAAUAUUUAUCCGGGCAAUGGGUUCGUUUAGCAUGCACGGCUUUCAGAAACGAAGAAUAUCAUUCAUUUACACUAACGAGUGCACCACAUGAAAAUUCAUUGUCUUGCCAUAUAAAAGCUCAAGGGCCAUGGACGUGGAAAUUAAGAAAUUAUUUCGAUCCAGCUAAUUACAAUCCGGAAGAAGAUCAACCAAAAAUACGUUUGGAGGGUCCUUUCGGUGGGGGUAAUCAAGACUGGUAUAAAUUUGAAGUUGCUGUUAUGGUGGGGGGUGGAAUCGGUGUCACGCCAUAUGCUUCCAUCCUAAACGAUUUGGUAUUUGGUACUUCAACCAACAGAUAUUCAGGGGUUGCUUGUAAAAAAGUUUACUUUUUAUGGAUAUGUCCAUCUCAUAAAUAUUUCGAAUGGUUUAUUGACGUACUCAGAGACGUUGAAAAGAAAGAUGUGACAAACGUAUUGGAAAUUCACAUAUUCAUAACACAAUUUUUUCAUAAAUUCGAUUUAAGAACGACCAUGUUGUACAUAUGCGAAAAUCAUUUUCAAAGGCUGUCAAAAAUGUCCAUGUUUACGGGUUUAAAAGCAGUCAAUCAUUUUGGUAGACCAGACAUGUCAUCAUUUCUUAAAUUCGUACAAAAGAAACACAGUUAUGUGAGUAAAAUCGGUGUAUUUUCAUGCGGUCCCAGACCAUUGACAAAAAGUGUCAUGUCGGCUUGCGAAGAAGUUAACAAAGGAAGAAAGUUACCAUAUUUCAUUCACCAUUUUGAAAAUUUCGGUUAA